Messenger RNA from Brassica oleracea var. oleracea, 506 nucleotides. RefSeq lists its product as uncharacterized. Lineage: Eukaryota; Viridiplantae; Streptophyta; Magnoliopsida; Brassicales; Brassicaceae. The transcript has 3 exons. The record is from RefSeq and is a predicted model, not a curated record. The coding region runs from base 116 to 349 and encodes 77 amino acids.
UCAGACGUGUGUUGUCUAUAUAUAACAUGUAUCGAAAUCUUGCAUUGCCUACAAGUUAAUUAGAAACACUUACGAGAGAAAAGCUUCAUUUACUCCCCCCAAGAGGUUCCAUAAAAUGGCCAAGAAAAUCUUGAUGUCGGUAAAUAUGAGGUGCGAAAAAUGUCGCUCAGCAGCUCUUAAGAUCGGAGGCCAAACCACUGGAGUGACUUUUGUGGGGUUAGAAGGAAAAGAAAAAGAUCAAGUGGUGGUGAUCGGUGAAGGAAUCGACGCCGCCGGUUUGGUCCUCCGGCUACGCAAGAAAGUCGGUUUUGCUGACCUUAUUAGCGUCACUGAUGUUGACACUUCCUAGAAUAAAAGCGAAAUCAUAUUUCCCACUUUUGUUGCACUCUUUUUCAGUAAUCAUACCCUUUUUUCUUGGUGAAGUCUGUUUCACACUAAUCUUCUUCUCUUUCGCAUCAUGGCUAUCAUUCCACUGUUUCUUUAUUCAAAUAUUUACUUCUAUAUAU